Molecule: messenger RNA, 543 nt
Organism: Aptenodytes forsteri (emperor penguin)
Lineage: Eukaryota; Metazoa; Chordata; Aves; Sphenisciformes; Spheniscidae
Gene: PFDN1
Product: prefoldin subunit 1
Exons: 4
Coding region: 1-405 (134 amino acids)
Biological process (GO): protein folding
Cellular component (GO): prefoldin complex; cytoplasm
Molecular function (GO): protein folding chaperone
Source: RefSeq, a predicted model, not a curated record
AUGCCCGGCACCCCCAGCCCCAGCACCUCCGCGGGGCCGCCCCUCAUCGCCGCUGCUCUCCCCCCCCAGGCCUUCACCGAACUGCAGGCCAAGGUGAUAGACACGCAGCAGAAGGUGAAGCUGGCCGACAUCCAGAUCGAGCAGCUGAGCAAGACGAAGAAGCACGCCCACCUCACCGACACGGAGGUCAUGAUGCUGGUGGACGAGACCCGCAUGUACGAGGGUGUGGGGAGGAUGUUUAUUCUUCAGUCUAAAGGAGUGAUUCAUAACCAACUCUUAGAAAAACAGAGAAUAGCUGAAGAGAAAAUUAAGGAAUUAGAGCAGAAGAAGUCGUACCUGGAGCGGAGCGUGAAGGAAGCAGAAGAUAACAUCCGGGAAAUGCUGAUGGCCCGAAGGGCGCAGUAGCUGUGCGGCUCCCCCCGGGCCUCCUGUGACACCCUCUGGGUGGUUUUGGGUAGCUCUGCGUGUGCGCUGCUCACCGCCACCCGGCUGCACGAGUUCCGUUCUAUGGCAGUUUCAAUAAAACUCUGCUGCGAAGCCUGA